AUGGAUGUUUUCAAGCACACUUUAAUUGAUAAAUACUGGCAUUAUGAAGGUCAACUUCUGGAUUGGACUAGAAAAAUACCUUUCUUGCAGCAAUAUACUAAUAAUCCAAUUAGUUCACGGAUAACCUUAUUUCUGCUUCUAAUGGGAUCUUUGGCAUUUGUGAAUGAGCUAUAUAUCACCAUUGAGAUGGCUUUUGUGCAGAAGGAAACUUACCAGGAGUUGAGACAAAGAAAAUUAGACGAAGCGCUAAGAGAUCAUAAAUUGAUUGUAGAUGAUACCUUUCAUGGCAAGGAGUUUUUAGACGAGAAAUCUGGAAUUGUUAUAGAGGAAUUCGAAAGUAUGGCAAAUUUCUUUGCGAAACCUGUCCAUGUUGCUCAUCUGUUUGUUAGGUGCACUGUAAAAAGCUCAUCAAUUAACGAGUCUGAUUUACCAGGAGAAAUGACAUUCCAUGUGGAAUUUUCACCAGAAGAGUACGAAAUGCAGCGUAGAACAGAGUUUGGCACAUCUUUAGAGGUAUUGAGGAGGAAAUUGUAUCAUCUUUUCAAGGAUACUGAUUCGUACCGUCGUUUAGAGAAAGAUCACAAUGUGUCGUUCAGUAUCUCAAAAAAUGUGAAGAUUUUUAAUACAUUUGACGAAGAGCUCAAUACUGAUUUAGAUGAUAUUCAACUGUGUUUUUUGAAACUUGAAACUGGAGAUACCAUUUGUUGUGAAUUUACCCUUUGA
Eremothecium sinecaudum is the source of this 723-nucleotide messenger RNA. RefSeq names its product Erg29p (gene ERG29). NCBI's taxonomy places the organism in Eukaryota, Fungi, Ascomycota, Saccharomycetes, Saccharomycetales, Saccharomycetaceae. Bases 1 to 723 code for a protein of 240 amino acids. The record is from RefSeq and is a predicted model, not a curated record. The transcript has a single exon.